Molecule: messenger RNA, 1386 nt
Organism: Theileria annulata
Lineage: Eukaryota; Apicomplexa; Aconoidasida; Piroplasmida; Theileriidae
Exons: 3
Coding region: 1-1386 (461 amino acids)
Source: RefSeq, a predicted model, not a curated record
AUGAAUGAUUUUAUCCGAGGAGAAUUCAAGUUCGAUACAAAAACCGUAGAAGUUGAAAAAUAUAAAAAGAAUCCCAAUGUAACAUUUAGGAUUCCUGUUCCACUAGGAAAUUUAGAUUUAAAUCAGGAAUCGCAACCUGAAUCGCUCCCAUACAAACCGCCAGACUCCUUAUUUUCACAAAAUCAACACUCAGUUAAUGUUAGAAUACCAUUUAAAAACCUUAUAGAAAGGAAAAUUCCUGAUAUUGAAAAGUUAUUCCAGGUUCGAAUGUCAUUACAGGAUGUAGAUGGUGACUUGAAAUUAAUCGCCUCAGGUGAAAAAGCAGAACCAUCAAUAAACGAGAUCAUAGAUAUUUGCAGAAAGAGUAAUGUGUACAACUUCUAUUUGUGUUUCCCAGUUAGAGGAGAUCAGUUUCAUAAAAGUUUCUCAGAAUUCCAAAAAUCAGUAAAGAAUAAAUUAGGCGGUAACGUUACAUUUGAAAAACGCCCACAUGUUACCUUGGCCCUAGUCAACCUUGUAACCGACUCAGAUAUAUAUAACGUUGUAAGAGCAUUGCAAAUCACCUCCCUAACAAUUACAUCCGUCCUUAAACAACAAUCGCAAAAUGAUCAUAACCAGUAUUACGUCGACUUAGAAGGACUUGAUUUUAUAAAAUAUAAAGGAAAGUUUGCCAAGAGAAGUGUCCUUUUUACAAAUGUUGUCAUGAGUGAAGCUCUAAGUGAUAUAGCGACAGAGUUCCAAAAUACCCUCAACAAAACAGUUAACGGAUUCAUGGACAAACCGAAAAAAAGGAAAAUUAACAAAUCCAACAGAAUAUCUAACCUAACGGAAUCUCAACUGGCGCCUAAAGGGAUUUACUUAUCCCGUGGUGGAACCAUUGAAAUAUCUUUUACGGAUGUUCCUCUGGUGGACCCGAAUUAUAUGAAAACUAACCCCAAUAAACAAACACAGGGUGAAGAAACCUCUACUUCUGAAUCUAAUGAACCAGAAACUCAGGAACAAGAACUAGAAAUGGAAAUGGAAAAAAAGGAAAGCGAAAGCGAUGAAGAAGAAAACUAUGAAUACGACACUUCAGUAAAAAACAAGUUCCAUGUAACACUAAUGAGACACCAACAUGUCAAUAUAUUAUCCAACCUUAAAUUCUCAACCAAAACACAAGUGGUAUGCGCCGAACUUAGACCGAGGAGAGGAGAAACUUGCAACUUUAACUCUUACAAUUCAGGAGAACUAGCUUCAUUCGUGGGAACCAGUUAUGAUAACGAGGAAAAUGAAGAUAACGCAACAAGAAUAUGUAGUGCUAGGCCGUCAAAUAUUCCAAAUGAUCACCUAGUUGAUAUGGAUCCUGAAAAUAACAACAAGGCUGAAAGAUUUCUAUUUUGGAUAUAA